UCUUCCUUGUUGCUUAAGCUAUGGCUUCUCUUAUUAACCAAGUCCCUUCUGUAUCGACAGUCUUCGCCCUCUACACAUCUUUAUCUGCAAUCACUAUGAUUCUCCGUAACAUCCUCAACGAUCUUGUGCCAAAGAAACUCCGUGAAUACAUCACUGUGAAAUUUAUAGACUUGUUCUCCUCUUAUUAUCAGUCGAGUUUUACGUUUGUGAUCGAGCAAAAAUGGGAGUUUUGUGAUAAUCAGACUUUUCGUGCCGCCCAAGUUUACUUACAAUCGCGCCUCGCCGGACUCUCCACGGGAGAAUUCCUAGUGGGUUCGAGUGAUCUCAAGAAUCCGGCGGCUGAGCUAAGUCUCGGAGUCCCUGUCAACGUAAAGAUGGCUGAUGAGUUUGAAGGGAUUCAUCUUGAGUGGUCUCUACGCUGUCUUGAGACUAAGAGUUUUCCCUACGAGAAACAGUAUUUUCAUCUGACUUGUAAGAAGCAAUAUCGUGAGAAGAUAAUGAAGGAUUACUUCCCAUACUUUGCAAAAUCAGCAGAAAAGAUUAUAAGACAUCGCGAAGAUCUUUACAUCUACACUUACAACCGGCAACAGUCAACAUGGCAAGCAGCCAUUUUCGAGCACCACACGACCUUCGAGACCUUAGCUAUUGAGCCGCAACUCAAGACCACCAUGAUCGACGAUCUUGAUGCUUUCGCUAAAGGAAAAGACUUCUUCAAGACCGUGGGACGCGCCUGGAAACGUGGAUAUCUUCUUUACGGUCCACCAGGUACAGGAAAAUCCUCUAUGGUGGCUGCAAUAGCUAAUCACAUGAACUACAAUAUCUAUGAUCUCCAAAUUCAAAGCAUUAGUGACGAUGCUGAGUUGCGGAAGGUUCUUACCGCCACCAAGAACAGGUCAAUUCUUCUCAUUGAAGACAUUGAUUGUGGUGCUGAUUCUUCUUGUAAACGCCAGACCAAAAAGGAAGAAGAUGUUGAGCUUGGAAAGAAAAAAAAGAAGCAUGACCUUGGGAUAUCUUUGUCUGGCCUAUUGAACUUUGUAGAUGGGCUUUGGUCCAGCUGCGGCGAAGAAAGAAUCAUAAUUUUUACAACCAACCACAAGGAGAAGCUCGACCCGGCAUUGCUGAGGCCAGGAAGAAUGGAUCUUCACAUUCUCAUGGAUUAUUGCACCCCUUUUGUGUUGAAGAAGCUUGUGGCUAUGUACCUCAAAAUUAAUGACCAUUUCCUGUUUGAUCCUAUUGAGAAGGUUGUCCGUGAGGUGAGUGCAACUCCGGCUGAAGUCGCGCAGCAGCUCAUGGCGAGUAAGAACGUAGAUAUUGCGCUCAAAGGUCUUCUCGAAUUCCUCGAAUACAAGAUGUUGAAGAAAGAAGAUACCAAAGUAGAGGAAGAGGGGGAUAUUGAAGAUGUUGACACUACAUAAGCUUAACAUAGAAAGUAUGUAAUUUGUAUGUCAAUUCCUUUUGGCAAUAAUAACCAUUUCUUCAUACCAGAGGAGUAUUAAGGAAAAGAGUAUCAUCA
This is a messenger RNA of Camelina sativa (false flax), 1513 nucleotides long. RefSeq names its product AAA-ATPase At1g43910-like. NCBI's taxonomy places the organism in Eukaryota, Viridiplantae, Streptophyta, Magnoliopsida, Brassicales, Brassicaceae. Gene Ontology annotation, molecular function: ATP hydrolysis activity; ATP binding. The record is from RefSeq and is a predicted model, not a curated record.